AAGAUACGAACGUGUAUUAUUUUGAAUGUGUACGGCGGAAGUAAAAUGUCGCACUAAAACACACUCUACAAAAUUACCCACAUUAGUGUUGCAUAUUUCUUCAAUGAAAUGGGAUUUACCAAAAAUGAAGAAUCGUGAAUUUCCACCCUGGAGCUGAUGGACGUUCCCCGCAUCGACAUGUCGGGCGAGGAACCAGACAGGCCCGCGCAUCCUGGGACUUUCCAAUCCAGCAAACAAGAGAAGCGCUCCCUCUCCCCGGCUAGAGUCACCGUGGACUUCCCGGUAUGUGUGGUUCUUCCUGCUGGCGGCAGCGGAGAGAGAACCGGACUGCAGACACCCAAACAGUUCUGCAUGCUGCUGGGCCGACCACUUAUAAGCUACACUAUUCAGGCUUUUGAGAGUAUUUCAUGGAUCCGCAAGGUCGUGGUUGUCGUGGCCGAAGAGAAAGCAGACAUGAUGGCCAACAUCGUACAGCACUACCGGCACGUUAAAGUCCAUGUAGAGCCAGGUGGCUCAACACGUCACAGGUCCAUUCGCAAUGGCGUCAUGUCUCUAGUUGGUGAAGAGGAGAAGGACAAAAUGGUCGUCAUCAUCCAUGACGCUGUGCGGCCUUUUGUGGAGGAACACUUCCUUUAUCGUAUAGCCACGGCUGCCAGGGAACACGGGGCUUCGGGGGCCAUACGUCCGCUGGUCUCCACGGUGAUCGCCACCACGUCCGACGGCUUCCUGGACCACUCGUUGGAGCGAGCCAAAUACAGAGCCAGUGAAAUGCCUCAGGCCUUCAAGUACAACAUCAUCCAUCGAGCUUAUCAGAAGUGCAAACAGACCGACUAUGACUUCGGUACCGAGUGUCUCCAUCUGGUGCUGGAGUACUGUGGCACUAAAGCCAAGCUCAUCGAAGGCCCGCCCACAUUGUGGAAGGUCACCUACAAACGGGAUUUGGCUGCGGCGGAGUCCGUCAUAAAAGAGACACUCUCUCGGUCCACCUGCGUGAUCACAGGAGGAUGUCCGUUUGCUGGGAUGCUUGCCAACUCUUUCCAAGAGGACUUAGAAAUGGAGCUGGACAUCAUCCCAGAUCUGACGGGAAACAACAUCGCGUAUCUGUUGAAGGUCUACAACGUGAUCCAAUUCUCUCUGAAUGGCUUUGACUUAGACCAAGUGGAGGAGAUUUUUGCCGCAAUUCAGGUGUCUAAUCAAACGCUUUUCCACACGGUGGUUGUUAUUGUGGUCUGUUUGGGCAUUUUAGAUGGACGGUCAGCCGAGAGAGCAGCCUUUGCAGAAUUGGCCUCGGCAGCCAAGCUUCAAAAUAUUUUCUUGUACGGCGUACAUGUGGACGUGGACCUGUCAAAGGGCGCUGAGACUCGGGUCGAAUCUUUGUCCAAAGUAGCCUCGCUGAUGUCAGCUUUGAUACGUGAUCGUAGCGUGGCCUUUGUGGGACAAGUUCUACAGGCGUGACGGAGCAAAUGUGAUUUCAGGUUACCGCUGUGUUCAAAUGGACAAGCGCUCACUCAUCUCCGACUGCUGUUCAUUGGAGUUUCUUACUGUGGCAAAUAAAUAGAUUUGGACAUGAGGAAUUGCUGAAAUGUCCCUUUAAUUCCCUUCAGACUGAUGCCAUUUUUAUUUUGACUUUUUUUGUUUGAAAUGUAUUUGUAUUUACUUCAAUACAGUGAAAUGUUUCAUACAAGCUUUUGGAAUGUAGUCUUUUCAUUAUGACAUGAAUACAUUAUAACAAAAUAUUUGGAUUUAAUAAAAUGACUUUGCAU
Molecule: messenger RNA, 1763 nt
Organism: Corythoichthys intestinalis (scribbled pipefish)
Lineage: Eukaryota; Metazoa; Chordata; Actinopteri; Syngnathiformes; Syngnathidae
Gene: crppa
Product: CDP-L-ribitol pyrophosphorylase A
Exons: 10
Coding region: 157-1455 (432 amino acids)
Biological process (GO): isoprenoid biosynthetic process; protein O-linked glycosylation via mannose
Cellular component (GO): cytosol
Molecular function (GO): D-ribitol-5-phosphate cytidylyltransferase activity
Source: RefSeq, a predicted model, not a curated record